CGCCGAGGAGCCACCGCCCCCUCGCCGCCUGGCCGCUGCUUCAGAGAACCGCGGCGGCGCCGGGUUGCACUGAUGAUCCCCGGCAGGCGGCGGCGACAGAGGCGGCGGGAGGAUGACCUCUCCCCGCGAGCGGGGUGCCGAUCUGGCCCGAUUCUACACUGUCACGGAGCCCCAGCGACACCCGAGGGGCUACACGGUGUAUAAGGUCACCGCCCGGGUUGUUUCACGAAGAAAUCCAGAGGAUGUCCAGGAGAUAAUCGUAUGGAAGAGAUAUAGUGACUUUAAGAAACUGCACAAAGAACUAUGGCAAAUUCACAAAAACUUAUUUCGACAUUCAGAAUUGUUUCCUCCAUUUGCUAAAGGAAUAGUGUUUGGACGAUUUGAUGAAACUGUUAUAGAAGAGAGGAGACAGUGUGCUGAAGAUCUGCUGCAGUUCUCUGCCAACAUUCCUGCUCUUUAUAACAGUAAACAGCUUGAAGAUUUUUUCAAGGGUGGGAUAAUCAAUGAUGGCUCUGAAUUGAUUGGUCCUGUUGAAGCUUAUCCAGAUUCCCUCACUGAUAGCUUUCCUGAGUGCAGCACAGAAGGUUUCUCCAGUGACAGUGAUCUGGUAUCUCUGACUGUUGAUGUGGAUUCUCUUGCUGAGUUGGAUGAUGGAAUGGCUUCCAAUCAAAAUUCUCCCAUCAGGACUUUUGGUCCCAAUCUUUCUUCAGAUUCUUCAGCACUAGGAGCUGUUUUUUCUGACAGUGAACAGAACAAAACAGAAGAAGAACGGGAAAGUCGUAGCCUUUUUCCUGGCAGUUUAAAAUCCAAGCUUGGCAAGAGAGAUUAUUUGGAGAAAGCAGGAGAAUUAAUAAAGCUGGCUUUAAAAAAGGAAGAAGAAGAUGACUAUGAAGCUGCCUCUGAUUUUUAUAGGAAGGGAGUUGAUUUGCUCCUGGAAGGUGUUCAAGGAGAGUCAAGUCCCACCCGGCGAGAAGCUGUGAAGAGAAGAACUGCAGAAUACCUCAUGCGAGCAGAGAGUCUCUCUAGCCUUUGUGCGAAACCUCAACUUGAUGAUGUGUCUCAGCCUCCAGGAUCACUAAGUUCAAGGCCCCCUUGGAACCUAAGGAGCCCUGCCGAGGAGCUGAAGGCCUUCAGAGUCCUUGGGGUGAUUGACAAGGUUUUACUUGUAAUGGACACAAGGACAGAACAGACAUUUAUUUUAAAAGGUCUAAGGAAAAGCAGCGAAUGCAGCAGGAACAGAAAGACCAUCGUCCCCCGCUGUGUGCCCAACAUGGUGUGCCUGCACAAGUACAUCGUUUCCGAGGAGUCGGUGUUUCUUGUGCUGCAGCACGCGGAAGGUGGCAAACUCUGGUCAUAUAUCAGUAAGUUUCUCAACAGAAGUCCUGAAGAAAGCUUUGACAUUGAAGAAAUGAAAAAGUCUUCAGUUGCUAAAGUUCACCUGCAACAGCCGACUUGUAGUUCCCAGGACAGCACCAGCUUUGAAUCCAGAGGAAGUGAUGGUGGAGCCACUCUCCAAGUUCUGCCUUUGAAGACUAGUCUUACUCCAAGCUCUCAAGAUGAUAGCAACCAAGAUGACGGUGGGCAAGACAGCUCUCCCAAAUGGCCAGACUCUGGCUCAAGUUCCGAAGAAGAAUGUACUACUAGUUAUUUAACAUUAUGCAAUGAGUACGGGCAAGAGAAGAUUGAUCCAGGGUCUUUGAGUGAGGAACCUUUCAUGAAGACUGAAAGGAAUGAUGUUGAUACCAAAGCUAUAGAAAACUUCCCAGGACAGCUUGCUACUGACAGCGACAGCCCCAGCAGACAGCUGAAGUUCUUCCCUGGAGAUGAUGGCCUUGAAGCAGCUAGUUCUCCAAGAACAUCAGAUUCCCUCAGUAGAUCUAAAAACAUCCCCAUGGAAUUCUUUAGGAUAGAUAGUAAGGACAGCACUAGUGAACUCGUAGGACUUGAUUUUGGAGAAAAAUUGUAUAGUCUAAAGUCAGAACCUUUGAAACCGUUCUUCACUCUGUCGGAUGGAGAGAGCACUCCCAGGAGUGUUAGUACUCGUGAAAGCAAGGUAGAAAGUGUAGCUCAGGACACUAUUAGCAGGGGCUCAGAUGACUCAGUCCCCGUUAUUUCUUUUAAAGAUGCUGCUUUUGAUGAUGUCAGUGGUACUGAUGAAGGAAGGCCUGAUCUUCUUGUAAAUCUACCUGGUGAACCGGAGCCAAUGAAAGAUGGCAUGGCAAUGGGACCUACUAAGUUCACACAGACUAAUAUAGGCAUAAUAGAAAGUAAACUGUUGGAAACCCCUGAUGUUUUAUGCCUCAGGCUUAGUACUGAACAGUGCCAAGCACAUGAAGAGAAAGGCACAGAGGAACUGAGUGAUCCCUGUGGGCCUAAAGCCCAUGGUAUAACAGAGAAACACUACAUACAGGGGGAUGUUGGGAUGUUAUUUUUACCGGCUGUUGAUCACAGUGAUAUGGGAGACAUGUCUUUGUUACACAGUUCAGAGUCUAAGUUCCAAGGACUUAGCGUGGUUGAGUCACCAGGAAGUGCAAACAACACAGAAGAAAGCUUAUUCCACAUUUCUGACCCACUCUCAGGUGCUAAUGAAUAUAAUGCAAAUACAGACACUUUAAAAACUGAAGAAGUCUUGCUGUUUACAGAUCAAACCGAUGAUUUGGCUAAAGAGGAACCCGCUAUAUUUCAGAGAGACUCAGAGCCUAAGGGAGAGAGUGGGCUAGCACAAGAAGGAGACAAGGAAAUACAUCAGAUUUUUGAGGACCUUGAUAAAAAAUUAGCACUCAACUCCAGGUUUUACAUCCCGGAGGGCUGCAUUCAAAGAUGGGCAGCUGAAAUGGUGGUAGCCCUUGAUGCUUUACAUAGAGAGGGGAUUGUGUGCCGCGAUUUGAACCCAAACAACAUCUUAUUGAAUGAUAGAGGACACAUUCAGCUAACGUAUUUUAGCAGGUGGAGUGAGGUUGAAGAUUCCUGUGACAGCGAUGCCAUAGAGAGAAUGUACUGUGCCCCAGAGGUUGGAGCGAUCACAGAAGAAACUGCAGCCUGUGAUUGGUGGAGUUUGGGUGCUGUCCUCUUUGAACUUCUCACUGGCAAGACUCUGGUUGAAUGCCAUCCAGCAGGAAUAAAUACUCACACCACUUUGAACAUGCCAGAAUGUGUCUCUGAAGAGGCUCGCUCACUCAUUCAACAGCUCUUACAGUUCAACCCUGUGGAGCGGCUUGGUGCUGGAGUUGCUGGUGUUGAAGAUAUCAAAUCUCAUCCAUUUUUUACUCCUGUGGAUUGGGCAGAACUGAUGAGAUGAACAGAAUGCAGUGUUCUCGGCACACAUUCUGGCCUUCUCUGCGACAAGCAUCUCUAGCACGGAGGCAGCUCGCCUCACACUCACUUACGGGACACCAAGCAUUGGGAUUAAGAGCUUUAGAGGAAAUGGAGAGAAAAGGCCUGAGAGAGAACAACUCCUUUACAGUUACUGUCUGGACAAGAUGCCUUUGCAAGGAGCUGUUAUAUAUAAACCAAGGUGUGAUGUUUAUUUUAUCUGCAUUUAGUGGUGCAGGUCAGUUGUAAACCCAACUAAAAGAGGAAUGCCCUUUGAGAACUUCCUCUGAGAUGAAGCUCCAAGUGUAGAAUGAAGUGUUAACUUGAAAGGAUGACCUUUACAUGGCAGCUGACUGUGCUUUUCGCUAACCAAGAUAUGUAUACUAAAAGUGCUUCACAAGUAAUGGCAUCUAUGAAGCUUAAAAAAUGAGAAAGAAUAUACACAUCAUGUCUGAUAGGAAACCUCAACCACAAUGCUAUAUAAUUAAUGUAUAUCAAAUGUGGUCCCAUAUUCAUUCUUUCUGAAGUCCACAUAAGGAAAAAACACUUCCUGUUGUCAACGCUAUACUUUCUUGGUUAGUAUUGCUAACAGUAGGGUUCCUAUGAGCUCUCAGCUCUCUCUCUCUAUCUUUCCACUUGCUACACCCUUUGCCUAUUGUCGUAUUCUGUUCUUCCUACCCCUACUAAUACAUAGGCAGCCAAAAAGGGAAGGGAGUAUUUAUUUCCCCAAAUUGUAUCAACCUAAUAAGAACUAAAGAAUCAUGAUGUAAAAUAAAUGUGCUAAAAACUGAAGUCUCUCUUUCUUUUAAUUGCUUACAAUUUUUUUUUCUAUUCAAAGACCUCUCUUCCUUUCAUUUUGAAAGGUUAGCAAUUUCUGCUUCUUACUGUGUUUGACUUCGUUUUAGUUCUUUGGCUGAGUAUCCUAAGAACCAAAGGAUCUCAUCUCAGUGGGAUUGAAUGGCAAUCCUAUUUUGUUACGUAUUGACAGGAUUUCUAGAUUUGACCUCCUCCUCUACUUGACAUUGUGUUGAAAGAACAUGAGUAUUUAUAUGUUUGUGUUUGUUAUUUCUUUCUGUUGCUAAGACAGCUCCUAUAGUCAUACUGUGUUUACAACAGAAUACAAACUUUUUAAGUUAAUGCCUGUUUUUUUUAAACUUUAUCCAAAGAUGAAAGAAUAAGUCAUCAUUUCCAAAUGGUGCCACAAACACAAUGAAAGUUUUCUGUAUGUUUUAAUUCUUUGUAUUUUCAAGAUCUGUGACAGAGCCUAUCCCCACCCCAAGAGCCUCUGUGCAGCUUCCAGCUGCCAUUGGCCAGGUCCGCCCAUCACAUUAAAUGGAGGCAGAAAAUGCUUUAGUGGAACGAAGGAAAUGUGCAAGCAUUUUUCCUUGUUCUGUUAUCCUACUCCCCCAUUUUCCUUUUUGGUCCCCUUAUAACCUGAACCCCAGCUGAAGGGCUGCAACAACACCAGGAUGGGGACCAGGUCACCAGGAUCAUAGCUCAGUUGAGAUGACAUCACUCCCUGGAACUGGAUUUCAACUCACCAGCCCCCAGGCCUCAAAACAGGAACUCAUGCAGGUGAGACACAAGAAUGACUUCCUGUGUAGGACUAGUAGGAAAUCUGCAAGUAGUUAGAGUUGGUCAUUACAGAGCUUCCUUCCAGAAGUGCCCUAUGGCAUGAAAGAGGACUUCACAGCUAAGGUGAAGCUCCCAGCCCUACCGUGUGACUUUCGUCCCUGGGUUCAAAGGACAGUGUUAACAGAUGGAAUUGUGUUGACAUAAAUCCGUUGCUUCAGUUUCUCUAUUUCUGUGUUUGGAACUUGUUCUUAAUGUAAAUACAUCAUUCAUAAUCAUGGUGGACAUGAAUUAUAGAGUAAUAAACACACAGGGUAAAUGGC
Molecule: messenger RNA, 5207 nt
Organism: Dama dama (fallow deer)
Lineage: Eukaryota; Metazoa; Chordata; Mammalia; Artiodactyla; Cervidae
Gene: RPS6KC1
Product: ribosomal protein S6 kinase C1
Exons: 15
Coding region: 113-3298 (1061 amino acids)
Biological process (GO): protein phosphorylation
Cellular component (GO): early endosome
Molecular function (GO): ATP binding; phosphatidylinositol binding; protein kinase activity
Source: RefSeq, a predicted model, not a curated record